Messenger RNA from Notodromas monacha, 2355 nucleotides. Lineage: Eukaryota; Metazoa; Arthropoda; Ostracoda; Podocopida; Cyprididae. The record is from the annotation of a GenBank genome assembly.
CCAGGGAUGAUUUUCUCUUUCCUGCCAGGAGAUGAAGUCUCAAUAUUCGCUGCUUUUGAAGUGAAGUCGCUGAGCUCACAAUAAAUCUGAUCUCGGUCCCCAUUGCAGUGUGGUGAAUCUCUUAUACAGCACUUCAAUUGACUUGUGUUCUCAUCAUCAUAUCUCAUCAUCAAAGCUCAGAGUGAAAUUUAUUUCUAGCUUGGCAAUGCAAGGCUUAGUGGUGUCUACUGUUUCCAAAAAGAAAUCAAAUGGGACUUCAAGGUUCACAAGGCCAAGCUCUGAAUGUCUGCUUGCAUGGGUUCUCAUUGUUAUCUGUGGAACAGCUCUUUUUGUACUCCUCAGCAUUGGUGGAAUGGAUUCCAAGUCUAUGGAGAAGAAGAUGCGCCAAAGAGCUGUUCAGAUUCCCAGGGAAGGAAAAGACAGACUGAGGCCUGGAGAACCAGCAGUAGUUGAUACUGUCAAACGUCACUUCUACCCAGCUUACCGUCCCAAGCACCAUCUGGAGGGAGAAGACGAUGAAACAGCUCCGAAAGAUAAUUUGUUGGCAAUGGAACUGGGGAAAUUUGAUGGCCCGAAACGCAGCAAUCAAGAUGGUGGAAAAAUUGAAGACAUAGAAAAGGAGUUCCCAAAGCGAUUUGACUUCGGGAAGAAAAAAUCCGAAAAUUUGGAGAAGAAACAAUCCACAGAACCGUCAUUUUCAGGGGAUGAUUCGGUCAGAAGAUCUCGAGGUUCGCUGGACUCAAAAGCAAAAAUGUUCGAGGAUGACUCUGACCAAGGAUCAAGUGAUCAUGGCUUGGGACAGAUGAAAGCAAAGGAUGAUUCUGCCAAAAUAAGGGACCAUGAAGACUCCAAAACAAAAAUCUCCAAGGAUGAUUCUGCCCAAGAGGUAAAUGACCCUCUGGAUGGCUUGAAGCUGAAAAUACCCAUGAAAUCAGAGAAGGGAAUUGACAAUGAUGAUUCUACCAUAGAAUCAAGAAUAGACCAACAAGACUCAAGAACUGAAAUUUCCAAGAAUGAUUCUUCCAAAGAAUUCAAUGACACAGCGGAUGACUUGAAACUGGAAAUGGCCAAGAAGGAAUCUGUUCAAGGAUUAAAUGACCCUCUUAAUGACCUUAACAAAACUGAUUCAGUCAAAGAUAAUUCUGAAAAUUUGGAAGAUGGCGAAUUGAGAGGAAAGCAAAAUAAGAAAAAGCCUGCUGAUCAGGCAGAAAAGCAAAAAAUAGAGCAGAUUGAUGAUCUCAAAAAAUACUCAAAAGGAGAUGAAGCUGAAGCAUCCAGCAUAAAUGGACCAAAGAAGUCUGCAAUAGAAUCGAAUAUCUUUCGAAAAGCUGUUCCUUCCAUAAAUGAUUCUGAGAAAAAGGAUCUUGAUGGUAGUUCAGAUGCUGGUAAAUCAGAGAGUAGGCCAGCAGAAAAAAGACUAGAUCAAGCCAAAAAGUUUCCUGCAAACUCAUCCUCACCUGACCAGCGCACUGCGAACAAAAAUCUGACAAGUGAUUCUGGAACAGAAACACUGUUGGAAUCCAGAAAAGUUGAUCACAGGAAUAGAAUGAAAGGAGAAUCUGCUUCAGCUGAUGAAAAUAUUGUUGGGCAAAUAAAGCCAGCAGCGGAUAGAACACAAGAUUCAUCAAGAAAAAAUGAUGCCAUUUCAAAGAUUGAGAAAUCUGUUGACAAAAAUUGAGAAAAUAAUGCAUCUUUCUGGGAAACAGGUUUUUCCACGCAUCAAAAAGGGAUUUUGGAGUAUUGGCACUGGUUCAAUUUUCAGAUAGCAAAUUAGCAAUAAUCCUGCUGUCACUUCCAGGUGCAUAAAAUAAAUUUCUAGCAAUAAAUGAAAAUAGACAAAAAACAAUUUACAUAAGUCAGUUGAAAAUAUAGGAAUUUUUCCCUAAUCAAGUAAGAAGGCAAUUUUAUCAGGAUUGAAAAAAGAUAAUCUUAUUCAGGCGACAAUGAAUCACUUGAAAAAAAUAAAGCCAAAAUCAAGAUAGACCAGAAGUAGAAAAAAUAAGAUUCAGGUUUGCCAAAUUAAUAAAUACAGCUUUCCUUGUGAAAAUACAGCCACACAAAUUGAGUCAUGCAUGUACAGCAGCCUAAUUACAAUUAUAAAACACAGUGCAUCUCUCAGAGUUUUUCUAUGUUUUAAACCAAAGAAUAUGGAUUAAUUGCCUUUAUUUGAUUUUUGAGGAGGCAGCACGGAUUUUAUCAAAAAUUGUUGGGAUUUUGGGGAAUUCAUUGUGAAUUCAAGAGAAGAAAGUUUGGGUAUUCAAUGUUUGUGGUGUAUUUUGCUACUGCUUCACACUGAUGUUGAUAUUUUACACGUGUGACUGGUUGAAUGAAAAAAAAAUAUAGUAAAUACUAAAA